Molecule: messenger RNA, 2158 nt
Organism: Sodiomyces alkalinus F11
Lineage: Eukaryota; Fungi; Ascomycota; Sordariomycetes; Glomerellales; Plectosphaerellaceae
Exons: 3
Coding region: 118-1986 (622 amino acids)
Source: RefSeq, a predicted model, not a curated record
GGUGGGGCCCCGAGGUUAAAAGCGUAACGAGGGUACAGCGGGGAACUGGCGCGCCAUUGCUGAACCGUACUUGACUUCUCUCCUGAUAAUGGGCCAUCGAGUGCCUCUCUGACAAGCAUGCAUCCGGCUCCCAAUCUACUGGAGGCGCCCCCGAAGACGAGCUCCUCCGAUGAGGCCAAUCGUGCCGGCUCUGUCUCGCACCAACAACCCUCACCGAGUCCGCAACAGACUCACGACCAGCUGCCACACCACCACCACCCGCAGCAGCAUCAACAACAGCAGCACCAGCAACAGCAACAGCAACAACAACAGCACCAGCACCAGCAGCACCAGCAGCACCAGCAUCAGCAUCAUCACCACACGCAAAGUCAGUCGCCGCGACCAACAUCAGCAGCACCGGUCGACCUGACCAUGUCGCCUCAGCUCCGGGCGACCGGCUUGCCCGCUCACCAGUCAGCCUCAACCUCACCGCCCAUAAGAAAGGACACCAAUUCGUCCAUUUCCACACAGGCCACUAUGGUGACCACGGCCUCUGCUGUUACCAAUGUGUCAACGGAAACAAACAACACAUCGUAUAGUGCCGACACCUCUCCUAACUUGACAUCCAUUUUCCAUGUGAAGGAUGGGACCGACGUCUCUAACCGGGUUCGCGCGAGCAGGAGGCGAACUGGUCCUUUGUCGCAACAGCAAAGAGAGAAGGCCGCUCUCAUCAGGAAGCUCGGCGCAUGCGGCGAUUGCCGCCGCCGGAGAGUUGCUUGCCAUCCCAGCCAUCACAAUAUGACAUGGGAAGACGCCGUCAAGAAAUAUCACAGAUCUCACAGCCCUUCCAUUCAGGAACUCGCCCCACUCUCUGCACAACGACCCCUCAGCCCAUCCCAAGGCUUGAGCAGCCACAAGUCCAUGUUCGCCCAGGAUCCGAACGAGAUGGACCUCGACCCUCCGGUCGGCCAGCCUGGCCAGGCACGACUCAGCGAAACGCGCAUCCGGACCCCGUUGCCCUCAGGCCCCAGGCUGGACAAGCCCACGGUCCUGCCCGGCAUCGAAAGCCUGAAGAGCGACCUGCAGACCAACGUUUCUCGAAUCCUGUCCAACCCGCACCGCAGCCGGUACGCGAGUGCCCAAGUGCUGCUGCUCUACUGGCAGGACGACCACGAUCCUCAUGUCGAUGCUGCCGUCAAGGAACUGGCCGAAGUCUUUGACCAGUACUACCGUUAUACGUUUGAAAUCCACACCAUUCCGUCCACUUCGGAAAACUGCAAGAGUCCGUGGAGAUGGCUGUCGCGCAAGAUUACCGACUUUUCCGAGGAUCGCGACCAGCGUGACGUUCUCAAAAUCGUUUACUACAACGGUCAUUCGUAUUUGGAUGGCCAUCGGGAGAUGGUCCUUGCUAGUACUAGAGACCGGGAAAAGGCCGAGACCAUCCGAUGGAGCGGCAUCCAACAGGUCCUCGAGCAGGCUUGCGGCGACACCCUCAUCAUCAUGGACGCCGCAUAUUACCCCUCAGCCAAGAUGGUCCGCGAGCAAGGCGUCCUCGAACUGAUCUCGGCGGCCAUCUCCGAAGAGCACUUCAACGAGCUAGAACGCUGCACGUUCACCAAGGUGGUGACGGAGCAGCUCAAGACGCGAGCGUCCCAGCGGUUCAUGAAUCCGUUCUCGGCGGCCGAGCUGCAUUCGAAGCUGCUCUCGAGCUACCCCACCCUCAUCCACGAUAGAUACCCCGAGAAGGAGACCAUCACCAGCUUUCCGUCCCCGCUUCACAUGCAGAUGACGGGCAACGCGCGGCUGCCGUCCAUCCUCCUUGCGCCGACCAAUAUCAGCCCGCUAAGAACGAGCCUUCCGUUUGGCGCGGAAGGUCAGCAACUUAAUCUGGUGUUUCGUCUAGGGGACGAACCUGUUGAUAACGAGGCUUGGACCGAGUGGCUGCGGAUGAUGCCUGAUGGGGUCAAGGAUGUGAGAGUGGAGGGCCCCUUUCGUGCGGGUCGUUAGAAAGAUGUUGUUCCGACGGUCUAGGGCGCAGGGAACAUAUAUAUCUCCUUUUUUUUUUUUUUUCUCGCUUUCUUCUCUCUCAGAUUUACGAUUCCCUAGCUGGUUGUUAUUUUCGACCUGGGCCGUUCCUAGGGUGGGAUACAUUCAGUGUUCUGUCUGCAUCAGUGUGUUA